AUGUGGGGAUUUCGCUCAUCGACAUUAGCGAACAUUUUUCUCUUCCUCUCAGUUGCCAUGAACUUUUCAGUAAGCCAUGUUUCGGCUUCCAAAAUAUUUCAAAAUGAGACUGAUCGUCUGGCUCUGCUUGAAUUCAAGAAUCAGAUAUAUGAUGACCCGUUUGGAGUGCUGAAUUCCUGGAACCAUUCACAACACCAUUGCCAGUGGGAAGGAGUCACUUGUGGUACUCGACACCCAAGGGUCAUAGCCUUGACUCUACGGCAUAAGCAGUUGUCUGGCACCAUAUCUCCUCAUGUCGGAAAUCUAAGCUUCAUGAGGUUCAUGGAACUUGGGGGGAAUCAAUUCCAUGGUGGGAUUCCCCAAGAUUUUGGUCACCUCUUCAGGCUAAGAGUUUCGAACCUGUCAGGAAGCGCACUCGGUGGAAAAAUCCCAGCAAACCUGAGCUACUGCUCAGAGUUGAUAACAAUUAGCCUGAGGGGGAAUAAGCUGGAAGGGAAAUUUCCCAUUGAUCAGCUAAGCAAUAUGAAGAAGCUUGAAAAUUUAAAUCUUUUGUCAAACAAUUUGACGGGACAGAUUCCCUCUUCCAUUGGGAACUUAUCAUCAUUGAUCCGAAUCGGUCUCGACUUCAACAAUCUGGAGGGAAAUUUGCCCAUGGAGAUGGGGCUCUUGAAAAGGUUGGUUCUAUUAGGAGUCGCUGGAAAUAAACUAUCUGGUAUAAUCCCUGCCUCUAUCUUCAAUAAUUCAGCUAUUAUGAUCAUUUCAGCAUCCGACAAUUCCUUUCAUGGCAAUCUCCCAACCAACAUAGGCCUCACCCUGCCAAAUCUGAAUGCAUUAGGUGUUGGGAAAAACAAGUUCUAUGGUAACUUUCCAACUUCAAUCACAAAUGCUUCCGGGCUCGAGGUACUUGAUCUUUCCAAAAAUAAGUUUGCAGGCCAAAUUCCAACUAAUUUAGGAGAUCUGAAACAACUUCAAAUAUUAUAUCUUAAUGAUAACCUCUUCGGCAGUAAUUCUACAGGAGACUUGGAUUUUAUUGCAUCACUGACCAACUGCAGUAAUCUCAGAAUUACUGACUUGGGGGGCAAUAAAUUUGGAGGUAACAUACCUAAAGUCACGGGCAAUCUAUCAAAUCAACUUACAACACUCUACCUAGGAGGAAACCAACUAUCGGGAACCAUCCCAGAAGGAUUUGGAAAUUUUUUCAACCUAUUUGUACUUGGCCUUCAAGAAAACAUUCUUUCUGGGGUCAUUCCAAGAGAUUUUGGCAAAUUACAAAACAUGCAAGGUUUGAGUCUGCACCAAAAUGAGUUGUCAGGACAGAUAGUCUCUACUCUAUGUAAUGCCACUGCUCUAUACUAUCUGGACUUAUCAUUUAACCAGUUUGAAGGGGGCAACAUAUUUGACACUGUUCUUAUGAACUGUCAAAAUUUGCAGUAUCUGGAUAUAUCUCACAACAAAUUCACUGGAAUUAUAUCACCACAGUUUUUGCAGACGCACUCAUCACUGACGUACUUGAAAUUUGGUGAAAAUUCGUUUAUUGGUUCUCUGCCUCCUGAAGUUGGAAAGCUUAUACACUUGGUGGAUUUCAAUGUUUCCCACAACCAAGUUUCCGGAGAUAUACCCAUGUCACUUGCUGAUUGUUCAAAUCUGGAGAAUCUUUCCAUGCAAGCCAAUUUUUUCCAAGGAACAAUUCCACCAAAUUUGGCUUCUUUGAAGAGCAUCCAGCAAAUAGACCUUUCAAGUAAUAACUUGACUGGAUCAAUACCAAAAGAACUUGAGAAGCUUCAAUUUUUGAGGUACUUAAACCUUUCCUACAACGACAUCGAGGGAGAGAUACCGAACAGAGGGAUUUUCAUCAAUGCAAAUCAAAUAUCAUUGAUUGGCAACAACAAACUCUGUGGAGGCAUUCCAGAAUUGGAGUUCCCACCUUGCCCAGUUAUCAGAGGGAAAAACAGAGGAAAGCUGAAGGUUAUCAUAUUGCUGUCCAUUCUUUUACCGGCAACGCUCCUGGUUCUUGGUACAGCGUUGUUAUAUUUCUUCGUUUGUCAAAAAGGAGAAAGAAAAAUGGCAGCCGGAUUCUUUAGCAUGCCCACAAGAGUCGAUAAGCUCCUGCGAAUUUCUUACCAUGAACUUCAUCGCGCAACUUCAGGAUUUUCUCCAGAAAACUUGAUUGGUUCAGGAAAUUUUGGAGCUGUCUACAAAGGAAGGCUAGAAAAACAUGGCAGCAAGCUUGUAGCAGUCAAAGUUCUUGAUCUUCAAAAGAAUGGGGCUUCCAAAAGUUUUAAGGCCGAGUGCAAAACAUUGAGAAAUAUUCGCCAUAGAAACCUCGUCUCUAUUGUGAGUUAUUGCUCCAGUAUUGAUUCCAAGGGUGAUGAAUUCAAAGCUCUAGUCUAUGAGUAUAUGGAAAAUGGAAAUCUGGACCUGUGGCUGCAUCCGGAGACAGCUGAUCAAGCAACAAGCUCAAGAAGCCUUAGUCUUUCUCAGAAGCUGAAUAUUGCAAUUGAUGUGGCUUCAGCAUUGCAGUAUCUUCACAACCACUGUGAAGCAGAGAUUGUUCAUUGUGAUCUAAAACCAAGUAACAUUCUUCUUGACAAUGAUCUUGUAGCACAUGUGGGUGAUUUUGGAUUGGCAAGGCUUCUCCCGAAACCCACCAACAUAUCUUCCGAGCAAGGAACCAGCAGUACUAUUGCUAUGAAAGGAACAAUCGGUUACGCUGCCCCAGAGUACGGAAUGGGUGUUGCGGCAUCAACUCUGGGGGAUGUCUACAGCUAUGGAAUUCUUUUGCUGGAGAUGAUCACAAGGAAAAGGCCAACAGAUGAUAUGUUCAUGGACGAGCUUGAUCUACAUAAUUUUGUUAAUAGAGCCUUGUCUGGACACGUUUAUGAGAUCGUGGACCCUUUGCUUCUGUCUAAAGCAGGUGAUGAAAACAAAAGAACGACUGCUGGAGGGGAUGAAACUGAUGGUGGAAGGAAGAUGGAUUGUGUUAUUUCCCUGUUGAAAAUCGGGCUCAAAUGCUCAGAGAAAUCGCCAAAUGAUCGGAUGCACAUGAAUGAAGUAGUCGGAAAAUUGCAUCAUAUUAAGGAUGUUUUUCUUGGUGUCAGGGCAUAUCAAAAAAAUCUUGAAGCUUCAUAGCCACAGCUGUUUGUUUGUUGGUCUGAGUCUCCGAGCUGAAGUUGCUAGUCUGAUGAGUUGAUAACGAAGACACCUUUUGUUGAAUUGUCAAGCAUUGCGGCUUGACUUGUGGCAAAAUUUUUUGUCUCACGUCAGAUGCUGCGUAAGGAAGUUAUUCUUCCUUUCAUCCCACAUCGCAGUAAAUAGCAGGAAAGGCUCCGAUAGAGAGCCUAUAAAUAGAAGAGGCCUCUGAAGGUUUUAACUCGCACCACUCAAGAAAGUUAUAUGGGUUA
Coffea arabica (coffee) is the source of this 3401-nucleotide messenger RNA. RefSeq lists its product as uncharacterized. Lineage: Eukaryota; Viridiplantae; Streptophyta; Magnoliopsida; Gentianales; Rubiaceae. The record is from RefSeq and is a predicted model, not a curated record. Gene Ontology annotation, molecular function: protein binding; ATP binding; protein kinase activity. Gene Ontology annotation, biological process: protein phosphorylation.